Messenger RNA from Acanthaster planci (crown-of-thorns starfish), 3631 nucleotides. It is a transcript of the gene uba2, whose product is annotated as ubiquitin like modifier activating enzyme 2. The record is from RefSeq and is a predicted model, not a curated record. Gene Ontology annotation, molecular function: SUMO activating enzyme activity. Gene Ontology annotation, biological process: protein sumoylation. Gene Ontology annotation, cellular component: cytoplasm; SUMO activating enzyme complex. Lineage: Eukaryota; Metazoa; Echinodermata; Asteroidea; Valvatida; Acanthasteridae.
GAAGCGAAGAUGGCGGCGUGCGUGCGAGGUGUUUUGCCCGAAGAUGUGGCUGAAAUGGUUUCCGCUUGCCGGGUUUUAGUGGUGGGAGCCGGCGGGAUUGGAUGCGAACUCCUGAAGAACCUCGUCUUGACAGGAUUCCAGGACAUCGUUUUGAUUGACCUGGACACCAUUGAUGUCAGUAACCUCAACAGACAAUUCCUCUUUCACAAGAAACAUGUCGGCAAAUCAAAGGCAGAGGUUGCCAAGGAGAGUGCCCUGAGGUUCAACCCAAAUGCAAAGAUUGAUGCUCGACAUGAAAGCAUCACAACUACAGAGUAUAACCGGGAGUUCUUCAUGCAGUUCAAUGUGGUGAUGAACGCGCUAGACAACAGGGCUGCUCGCAACCAUGUCAACAGAAUGUGCCUGGCUGCCGAUGUGCCAUUGAUUGAAAGUGGGUCAGGCGGCUACCUGGGCCAAGUGUCCGUCAUAAAGAAGGGUUUAACAGAGUGUUACGAGUGUCUACCCCAGCCAGCUCAGAAAUCCUUCCCUGGCUGUACAAUACGGAACACUCCAUCUGAGCCCAUCCACUGCAUUGUAUGGGCCAAACAUUUAUUCAAUCAAUUGUUUGGUGAAGAAGAUCCAGACCAGGACGUGUCCCCGGACACGGCAGACCCCGAGGCCGCUGGGGAUGCCGGCCAGGAGAGCUUGAACUCUGACCCCGCCAAAGACGCGCUGGGUGGUGUGGAGAGAACGUCCACAAGGGCCUGGGCGGAGUCUAGCGACUACAAUGCACAAAAGUUAUUUAGAAAGCUUUUCCACGAUGACAUCAACUACCUGCUGUCCAUGGACAAAUUGUGGCAGAAACGCCGGCCUCCAGUGCCCUUGGACUGGGAUAAUUUACCUCAGGAACAAGAUUCAGAGGAAAAUGAGAGCCAAAGCAGCACUGUGCUGCAUGACCAGAGGAAGUUAAGCAUCAGGGAUUGCGUCAGCAUGUUCAAAGACAGCCUGGACUCACUUAAGCAACUCUACAAGGAGAGAGGGGAGCUGGUGUGGGAUAAGGAUGACGAGGCAGCAAUGGACUUCGUAACCUGCACCUCCAACAUCAGGGCUUAUAUUUUCGGCAUUGAAAGAAAUACACGGUUCACCAUCAAAUCCAUGGCAGGGAACAUUAUUCCAGCAAUAGCCACCACUAACGCUGUUGUGGCGGGCCUGAUCGUCAUGGAGGCACUCAAAGUUCUCCAAGGCCGACUGGACCAGUGCAGAAUGAUUUUCCUGAAGAGGACGCCAAACGAGAGGAAUAAACUUUUCUUGACGUGUCCACUGGACAAGCCCAAUCCAAAAUGUUACGUCUGCGCACCCAAACCAGAGGCCUCAGUCAAGGUAAACCUGAAUACCAUGACGGUCAAAGCUCUUGAAGAAAAGAUAUUUAAGCAAGAGUUUGGGAUGAUAGCACCAGAUGUCGAGAUCAACGACGGCAGGUGCUCCAUCCUGAUUUCCAGUGAGGAAGGAGAAACAGAAGAGAACAACUUUAAGGUGCUCAGCACCUUCAUGAGGAGUGGUGUUCAGCUCAAGGCCGAUGACUUCCUGCAGAAUUACCAGCUGACGCUGAAUAUAACUCACUGUGACACCCUUAAAGAUGACAAAGAGUUCGAAGUGGUGGACAGGUCAGCAGCCUCCGAGCCCCAACCCUUGCCGGAUGGUGAGAACCAACUUUCUGGAACCGGUGACGAUGCUCAGCCGGGGACCAGCGCGAAUGGUAUCCAGACUUCUAUCACCAGUAGCACCACCAAUAGUCAGGCUGGGCCUGCGCCAGAUGGAGACGAUGAAGAUGACGAGUUGGUCAUGGUCGAUGAGGAAGAGGAAUUAGAGCAGGCCUCGGCCGUUGAGAUGGCUCAGCCUGCCGGCAAGAAGAGGAAACUGUCGGCCGAUGAGGGCAACUCCACGAUCACAGCACCCCCCAUGCCAGCCAAGAAAGCCAAGAUGGCGCAGCCCGCUAACGUGGAGGACGAAGACGACGAUCUGGUUGUGCUGGAUGAUUGAGAGAGUGGCAAACAAAAGGGGAGAGAGGAGGACUGAGAUGAUUAAAAGUCUUUACAAAGGGACUACUUUCAAUGGGAGAAUUGAAAAAUGGUUUUAGAGGACACUAGAAUGCAACUUUACCAUGCAUCUGUGGUUACAUAUGUUCCUCUAUAAUGCAGAUGCUACAAGGUUGUGCUGACAGUGUUCAGAAGUUGGUCGUGUGCCCCACACCACAUGUGUACUUACGGCAUCUGAUGUGCGACUUCUACUCUUGCAUCAUGUUGCUGACAAUCAGGAUUUUAUCGCAACUCUUGGGAGAUUGAAUAUCAAUGUCAAUGAAGAGCGCUUUGUUGUCUUCACUGAGUGUUCUUUUUGCACCCGUUAAAUGGGUACAUUGACAUUUGUAAUUUUGUAGCAAAACGUGUUGAGAAAUAUUUGUUCUUCAAAAGUUCCUUGUCUUUCUGAAUUGUUUUGAGUUUUUUUGGCGUCAUUACUUUUAGAAGCAUAUAGGAACCUUUGAGAACUGCUGGUCAGGUUUCUAUCAUUGACCUUUUAGUGAAAUACCAAUUGAUUUUGCCUGAUACCCAUGAUCUAUUUUGUGCAUAGGAUACCAGGCAGAUUUGGUUAUUGCUCUAGAAACCCGAACCCCCCCACAGAGCAGUAUUAAAAACAAUUCAUCAUAGUUUGAGAGAGAUAGAAUUAAUCACUUGUCUCGAGGCAAAGGCUGAUUUGACUUCUGAUGUGAAGCCUGCAUUAAGGAAGUUUCUAAUGGUAAGCAAAGCUCUGCCGGUAGCAAAUUCUCUCACCAAAAAAAUCUGGGAACCAACCAUGAAUAGAGUACCUCGUUGCUUUUUUACUGAUCCCAUGUUGUUACUACAACAAACCUUUUUGUUUGUGAAGGAUAUUUACAAAGCAGCUAUUGAUGAUCCCAGGCCUGGCCACAGACUCUCCAGCUUGGGGUCACAUGCACAAAACAGGGUUUAAACUCUCUUGUUUGAAUUUAAUUAUUCAAAAAAAAGGACUGAAUUUCCCUCGAUAGGCUUCUUCGAAGGUCUAUAUAUGUAACUACAAUGCUUUAGGUAGGCUGUAUGCAUAUUUUCCUCAUGCCUCUUAACAGUGAAGAUCUGAAAUUUUCAUUUGAGCGAGAGCAGUUUUCAAUGUCUUUGCUGAGCUGUUAGCGCCCAUUUUAUGUAGCAUUGUACAUUAAUGAUGGUCUGUGUAUUUAUUGCCAAAAGUACAUGUGAUAAUCUUUAUACGGUAGCUUAUCGGUCAUACACAAAUUAUGUCGGCAGUCCAUGCAUUUUUUGCAAUGUUUGUAUUGUGAUUUUAACAAAUGUGAAACUUGGUCUCACUGUCAGGGUUUAGAUCUUUGCCAUUUAAUUCUUUUGUAAUUAUAUAAAAGGGUUCUGAUUAUGCAAUGGUGAGAGUAUGCAUAAUCUUUCUUGUAGCCAUAAAGCUACAAAAAAAAAUCAAAAAGGUAUUUGAAAUACUUUUGACAUACACUGUCUAGUUGAGGUAAUGGGUCAACAUUUUGUGAAGUGGUCGUAUGAAUGGAUGGUUUUUUUUACUCUAUAAUUAUGAUUAGUUUGGGUCAGGUAUUGUUUUGCAUUAAACAGCACAGGGAGAAAAAGUA